UUUUUAGGUGUGUCUUUCUAUAUAUCGAACUAGAAUGUCUCCCGAAUUUUUUACAAAGUUCUUAUUAGAAUGUUCUGACAAUGUGAAACAACGUGCUCGCGUAUCCUGCGCUAGGUUUAGGUAACGUUUGUGCCGGAACAUAUGUAAUAAAACAGUGUUAAAAAUUGUGUUCGGUGUGAGUACGCUAAAUAUUCUGGUUUGAUGUUAAAUUAAAAUGUGGAAUAUGAUGUGCGACGUAAUGCCCACGAUAUCCGAAGACAGUAUCAGCCAACGUAGUUCUCAGUUAUCUGGGGAAGAUGCCAAUUUCGAGCAGCUCAUGGUGUCUAUGCUCGACGAGCGAGAUAAGCUGGUGGAGAGUCUGCGUGAGACGCAGGAGCGUCUCGGUGACUCGGAGCUGCGCCUCAAGGAGGUGGAGAAGGAGAGGGACUCGCUGCACAGGCAGAUUGCUGCAAACUUACCUCAGGAAUUCGCGACCCUUACAAAAGAGCUCAACCAGGCACGGGAACAACUUCUCGAGCGAGAGGAAGAGAUAUCAGAAUUAAAGGCGGAAAGAAACAACACCCGGUUACUAUUAGAACACUUAGAAUGCCUGGUGUCGCGGCACGAGCGCUCGCUGCGCAUGACCGUGGUGAAGCGGCAGGCGGCCGCGCAGUCCGGAGUUUCCUCAGAGGUGGAGGUGCUCAAGGCGCUGAAGAGCCUCUUCGAGCAUCACAAAGCUCUCGACGAGAAGGUCCGCGAGAGAUUACGAGUGGCGUUAGAAAGGAACACAGCUUUAGAAGAAGAAUUGGCGUUAACCAAAGAAGAAUUGCAACAGUACAAAUCGUCAGGACAGGACGACAAGCCGAAGGAAAACGGCACAGUGCCGACUGGAUCGCCCGAGCAGAACGGCGAACAGCAGCAAACUAAGGAGAAUAGUGUUAACGGCGACUCGGACACAAGCAAGCGAAUCACAGAGCUACAUAACACGGUCGCCAAACAGUCAGCAGAAUUGAGCUCGUGGCAGCGACGAGUCGCAGAGCUGAACAAUAAGGUGUCAGACCUGGAAGACAGGCUCGCCAAGGGCGAGAAGGAGCUGGUGAAGAAACAGGAUGAAUGUGCCAAGCUGCAGCGGGACCUGAGAGAGAACGUCGCGCAGAAAGAGGAUCAGGAGGAGCGGAUAGCAACUCUUGAGAAGAGAUACCUGAAUGCGCAGCGCGAGUCAACCUCGUUACACGACCUGAACGAGAAGUUGGAACAGGAGCUCCAACACAAGCAGGCGCAACUGAAACUCCAAGAGGAGAAGAUCGCAGCAAUAGAAGAGAAGUUGGAGCUGUCCACGCAGAAGUUGGCGCAGAUGUCCUCGCUUCCCGAAAUGGAGGAGCAGCUCAGGGCCCGGAUGGAAGCCCUGAACCAGGUUGGUACAAUGGCCCAGGAGCGGCACGGGUCCGCAGAGGACCGCAUCCAGCGGCUGGAGGCCAACGUGGAGGAGAAGAAUGCGGAGCUGAUGAGACUCAACCAGCGGCUGCGGAUGAACGAGGAGCACAACACCAGGCUGUCGGCCACCGUCGACAAGCUGCUCUCGGAAUCCAACGACAGAUUACAAGUGCACCUGAAAGAGCGUAUGCACGCGCUCGAUGAGAAGAACGCGCUAACGCAAGAGUUGGAGAAGACGAGGAAGUACGCCGACGAGCUCAUGGUGGAGAAACAAGACAUACUGAAGGAGCUCGCCAAAUGGCGCAUGGAAACCGAGCAGCUGAAGCGACAGAUGCUGGAGCAGGAGAUCGCGUUCAACAUCCAGCAGACGGAUGCGCUGACGAGGUCACUGUCUCCGGCCAACAUGCAGCCGCCCCAGCAGAACACCUUCCAGCCCAAGUUGGAUGGGUCGUGGGAGAAACUUCAGCAGGCGCACGUGUUGGCAAACGUACAAACGCCGUUCGAUGUGUCCAGCGACGCAGAGAACGAUGAAUCUGAAGGCGGCGUGGAAGGAGGGCAUACAGACGCCGCAGCGCUGGCGCUGAUGCUGCAAGAACAGCUGGACGCCAUCAAUACAGAGAUCAGGCUCAUACAGGAAGAGAAACAGAGCACGGAAGCGAGGGCCGAAGAGCUGGAGUCCAGGGUGGGCAGCUACGAGCACAUGAACGUGGUAUCGCGGCGCGGGGAGUCCCCGCCGCUGGCCGCGUCGCCGUCCCGGCCGCUGCCGCUGCACCACCACCACCAGCACCCGCACCUCGCGCCGCACCACAAGUACCACACGGCGCCCGCGUCGAUGUCGCCGGCACACUCGCACUACCGGACUCCGCCCGCGUCCGAGAGUCUGCCCGCCAGCCAGUUGCAGCUGUGCGAGGAGGGCGUGGGGGGCAUGGUGGGUGCGGGCGCGGGUGGUGCGGGUGCGGGUGCGGGGGGCGCGGAGGGGGCGGAGUCCCCGCUGACGGCGCGGUCGCUGCGGCUGGAGCGAGCCGCGCGCGCGCUGCACGCCGAGCGAGACAGGCUGCGCGCGCACUACCAGCCGCCCUACGACACGACGUCGAUAAUGUCAGGAAGUCUCGCCCGGUUCCCGAUACACAGCUCGAGUCAAGAGUCUCUGGGCACUGUGGGGGGCGGGUACGGGGGCGCGUCCCCCGGGCUGCCCCGGGGGGUGGCCGCCGCAGCCUCCGCCGUCUCCAUCGCGUCCAUGCACCAGCAGAAGAAACGCGGCAUCAAGAGCUCCCUCGGCAGGUUCUUCAGCAAGAAGGAGAAGGCUGGCAUGCCGGGUCAGAUGGCGAGCGUGGGCGGCGCCCGGUCGCUGUCGUCGGCGUCGUCGCUGGGGCUGGCCGCGCUCGCAGACGACGCGCCCGACCUGCACGCGCCGCACCACCACCACCAGGACUACGCGCGCUCCAAGACCAAGGACCGCGACUACCGCCACGAGCUGCUGGGCGAGGCGAUGCGGGCCGGCACGCCGUUCGCGUUGUGGAACGGGCCCACGGUGGUGGCGUGGCUGGAGCUGUGGGUGGGCAUGCCGGCCUGGUACGUGGCCGCCUGCCGCGCCAACGUCAAGUCCGGCGCCAUCAUGUCCGCGCUCUCCGACCAGGAGAUCCAGCGGGAGAUCGGUAUCAGUAACCCACUGCACCGGCUGAAGCUGCGGCUGGCCAUCCAGGAGAUGGUGUCUCUGACGUCUCCAUCAGCUCCAAGAGGGACGGCGUGCGCCGCGCUCGCCUUCGGGGACAUGAACCACGAGUGGAUCGGAAACGUGUGGCUGCCCUCGCUAGGACUGCCGCAGUACCGGACCACGUUCAUGGAGUGCCUGGUGGACGCGCGCAUGUUGGAACACCUCACCAAGCGAGAUCUAAGAACGCAACUCAAGAUGGUCGACAGUUUUCACAGGACGUCGCUACACUUCGGCGUGGCGUGCCUGAAGCGCGUGGGAUACAGCGUGCGUGCACUCGACGAGCGACGCCGCGCGGCAGAGCUAGCGUGCCGGGACGUGCUCGUGUGGACCAACGAGCGGCUGCAGCGCUGGCUCGUCUCUAUCAACCUCAAGGAGUAUGCCAAUAACCUGGUGGAAAGUGGAGUCCACGGCGCACUGAUAGCGCUCGACGACAGUUUCGAUGCUAACAGUAUGGCGCUUGCGCUGCAGAUACCCACGCAAAAUACACAGGCGCGGCAGAUCCUGGAGGGCGAGUUCGAGAUGCUGCUGAAGGCGGGCACGGAGCGCGCGACGCGGCUGCAGCACGAGCACGCGCCCGCCUCCUGA
Achroia grisella is the source of this 3712-nucleotide messenger RNA. RefSeq names its product liprin-alpha-1 (gene Liprin-alpha). Gene Ontology annotation, biological process: synapse organization. Lineage: Eukaryota; Metazoa; Arthropoda; Insecta; Lepidoptera; Pyralidae. The record is from RefSeq and is a predicted model, not a curated record. The coding region runs from base 215 to 3712 and encodes 1165 amino acids. Gene Ontology annotation, cellular component: presynaptic active zone. Gene Ontology annotation, molecular function: protein binding. The transcript has 26 exons.